CUCCACCCAGUUCAUUUGAUCGCUAUAUAAUCAGAACCAGAGGGAUCCCGUGCACACAGCAGGAACCCAUCUCCAGGAACAAAGAGCUGGAAACCAUCUUCAGUUGGAGGGACUCUUCCAGAUUUUGUUUCUCUCCAGGCACCUCCAAGGCAGUGAUGGCUCUCCAGAAGACCCUUUCAUUGCUUCUGCUCUUGCUGCUGACCCUGCUGGGGCUGGGGUUGGUGCAGCCCUCCUAUGGCCAGUCCACGUACCAACGAUUCCUGCGGCAACACGUGGACUCUAGAGGGCCAGGUGGCACCAACUUGUACUGCAACACGAUGAUGCAAAGACGGGGAAUGACCAGGCCUACGUGCAAGCAAUUCAACACCUUCAUCCACGAAAACAUCAGGACCAUUAACAACAUCUGCAGGACCACCAACAUCCGGUGCAAGAAUGGCAGGAUGAACUGCCAUGCAGGUGUAGUGAGAGUCACAGACUGCAGGCUUACAGCACGUUUCCCACAAAACUGCAGAUAUCAGGGCAGGGGCAGCUCUAGGCGUGUUGUCAUUGCCUGUGAGGGUAACCCCCUGGUGCCUGUGCACCUUGACAGCUAGAUGCUACUCUGAAGGGGUUAUGGCCCCGUGGUUGACCUUUUACUUAUUGCUUGAAUAGCAAUUUGUAAUGCAUUUGAGCUGUCUCGGGCUCUGCCUCCUCUGCUUAUUACUCCCUUUUCUCUAUAUAAUCCAUUCUGUUAAAUGCAUCAAAGAGAAAUGGAGACAUAAACCUAUAAUGGGACUGGGCUUUUCUGUAAGAAAAAAUUCUACAAACUCUUCUGUUUCCUUUAUAAUACUGGUCAGCUUAGCUCUCUCAGAUCCUAUCUUCUGGAAUUUAGUUAUUAUGUAUAUGAUAUAGCAUUACCAGUAUUUUAAGGUGCUUCCAUCUUAAAAUGGAAGCACCUCCUCAUUUUAAUACCACUGCACCCCUGUGAUGCUGAUGUUGCUACAUAUAGGAGCCCAAAGUUAAAGAAUUUCCUGAAGAGGAUGAAGUUAGUGGAAAUGCUGAAGCAACAAAUCCACUUCAACUGGCUACUAAUCCGGGACUUUUUCUACUUCAUCAUAAGGAGUGUUUGAAAGUAUCAUCUUUUUAAUAUUCUCAAAAGUCAGCAGUUGGGGGAAGCAUUAAAAACUUGGAAGUAUAAACUGGCAAAAUGAGACUCAUUUUGUACAAUUGUCUGUAUAAUUGGCAACCUUGUUAUGUUUGGAUCUAAUAAGACUAAGACAUGAUACAAAGAACUAUAUUUUUCUCUUCCCAAACUUUUGAAUCAUUGUAGUAAGUUAAAGUAUUAACAAUGUACUAGAUCAUUAAGACUCAUUCACUCUUCCUGAUUUAAAAGAUUUUUCAUGUACUCCUUUAAAUAAAGAACUCAAAUU
Myotis lucifugus (little brown bat) is the source of this 1409-nucleotide messenger RNA. RefSeq names its product ribonuclease 4 (gene RAB7). Gene Ontology annotation, molecular function: nucleic acid binding. The record is from RefSeq and is a predicted model, not a curated record. Bases 156 to 593 code for a protein of 145 amino acids. NCBI's taxonomy places the organism in Eukaryota, Metazoa, Chordata, Mammalia, Chiroptera, Vespertilionidae. The transcript has 2 exons.